AUGCCUUUGGACACCGAGAGCCAGUUCAAAUUCUUGGUCUCAUGCAUCAAGCAUUCGACCGCCGGCAAGGUCGAUUUUGUUGCCGUUGCGAACGAGCUUCAGAUUGUCUCCAAGGCCGCCGCGGCUAAACGCUAUGAACGGCUCCUGAAGGCUCACGGCGUUGCCCCCGGAGGCGGCAACCGCGCCAACACCGCGGGCCCCAAAUCCGCCGGCACGUCGCCCGCCCCCAAGCGCGCUGCUGCCAAGAAGCGCAAGAUGGCAUCUGCCGACUCGGAUGACGACGAGGACGUCAAGCCGGAGGACCUUAGUUUCAAGAUUGAGACUGAGGCUAAGAAGCCGGCCAAGGCGACGGCCAAGACGACGGCCAAGAAGGAGAGCAAGGCCAAGAAGGAGAAGAUCGAGGUGGAGGUCUACCAUGACGGUUCGUCGAUACUAAAUACUAUCCCGGAAGCUCCUCCUCAAGUUGGCGAAAGCGGCGGCGAGGACGACCCUUGCCUACUCUGCACGACGGAGCAGGCAAACGGAUACGCGUCGGCCUUCGACAACGGCGGAGCCUCGAAACUGUCGAAUUCCAUCGCCGGGAUCCACUCGUUUGACUAUGCGGCUAACAUGAAUUUCCACCCACAGACGAUGAUGACAGCAUCUGAAGACCACAAGCCGGACUUUACCGGCUCUGCUUGGCUUCCAACCCCGGAGCCACAUCACUUUUAUUGGGGCAUGGUCCACCAUGAGUCUUCUGACAAUGGUCACCAACCAUAG
Messenger RNA from Phialemonium atrogriseum, 759 nucleotides. RefSeq lists its product as uncharacterized. The record is from RefSeq and is a predicted model, not a curated record. Bases 1 to 759 code for a protein of 252 amino acids. Lineage: Eukaryota; Fungi; Ascomycota; Sordariomycetes; Cephalothecales; Cephalothecaceae. The transcript is spliced from 3 exons.